AUGGCGUAUAAUCGUAAUUUGGGUGAUAAUCCCAAACCACUUUGCCUUACCAACAUACCUGAUGAUUCAAUUUCUAGUAUUAGAUGGUCCAACCCGCCAAACUCCCUUUUCAUCGCAGCCGGAAGUUGGGAUAAGACGCUAAGAGUCUGGCAAAUUUCCAGCUCAUUCGGAUCUAAUUUAAGCUCCACAUUUAAAGUUUCUUAUAUGUCCAACGCCCCUAUACUUUCCAUAGGCUUUUCACAAGAUAACACAAAACUAUUCGCGGGCUCAUGUGAUAAUACUGUUAGGGCGUUUGAUCUGACCAGUGGUAACCAGGCGGGAGUAAUUGUUGGUCAACAUCAAAAACCGGUAAUUGGAGUUUAUCACUUUCCCCAGCAGAAUGCUGUUAUUACUGGCGGCUGGGAUGGAAUGGUUGCUAUAUGGGACAUGAGACAGCAAAAUCCAGCAUGGAGCAGAAUGUUGAACUCCAAGAUCUUCGCAAUGGAUUUCAAAUCUAACAUUAUUUGCACAGCUGAUAGUAAACUCAGGGCAAACUAUUGGAAUGUAAACAAUCUAAAUGAUACAAACACGAUCCCCCUAGAUUCAUCACUUCGCACCCAAGUUAGAGCACUGGCCCUAUUUCCUGAAGUUGGAGAUGAAUCUGGCGCUGGAUUUACUAGCAUAGGAGGGAGGUGUGUUGUCAACUAUUUUUCACCUUCUCACAGAGGGCGCAACUUUUCAUUCAAAUGCCACCGCACAGAUCUAAAUGGAAAGGGCACUUAUGUUUACCCCGUUAAUGGUAUAGACUUCUAUGGUAAAUAUGGCACUUUUGUAACAGGGGGAGGAGAUGGCAAUUUCACCAUUUGGGACAAAGAGAAUAAGACAAGAGUCAAGAUGUUCAACACUAUGGAUUCUCCAAUUGUGGAUGUUAAAUUCAAUUCCGAGCACAACUUUUUGGCCUAUGCCACUUCCUAUGAUUGGCAUAAGGGCUUGAACAGAAAUCUGAUGAGCAGCAGCAGCAGGACGCUGCAGAUCGUUCAGUUGAGGGAGGAAUACGUCAAACCAAAGCCUAAGGCCGGUAGCAACCGUAGAUGA
This is a messenger RNA of Babesia microti strain RI, 1074 nucleotides long. Its product is annotated as mRNA export factor. The record is from RefSeq and is a predicted model, not a curated record. The transcript has 8 exons. NCBI's taxonomy places the organism in Eukaryota, Apicomplexa, Aconoidasida, Piroplasmida, Babesiidae. Gene Ontology annotation, molecular function: ubiquitin binding. Bases 1 to 1074 code for a protein of 357 amino acids.